AGCUUUAAACGGGCACAGGGGGGGGGGGGGGGGAGACAUAGAAACUAACUCAGAGACUAGCAGCUCACACUGAUCCGCCAGCGGCAGCGGCCGAGUGUCAGGCGGAUGAGGUCUGAGAAAAACUGCGCUCUGCUUUUGGAUGACAGAGGAGCGACUCGGCUCACAGGAUAUGGCACUUUCAGAGGACGUCCUGGGUCGGUUCUCUUACUCCCGGACCGGGUUUUCCGUGGACCCGCGGACCCAUCCGUUCAGAGAUGCGCUCGGGCUGCAGUUGCAUCUCGAGCCAACCUACCUGGGGCCGGUGUGCGGCGGGCAGCACUACAGCGCGCGCCUCUCUUACCUGCCGUUCAACGCGCACAUCAGCGUGUACGACUACUCCUUCGAGCCCGCGUUCAUCCGCAAGCGGAACGAGCGAGAAAGACAGCGCGUGCGCUGUGUUAACGAGGGAUACGCGCGCCUCCGCCAGCAUCUUCCACACGAACUCGAGGACAAGAGACUGAGCAAGGUGGAGACCCUGCGCGAGGCGAUAAGCUACAUUAAACACCUGCAGGAGCUCCUGGGCAGGGCCAGUUUUCCGCGAGCUCCCGAGGCGCGGGACUCGGUUUCCUCCACAGAACUCACCGCGUGGAGCGACAGAGAGUCCUGAGCGCACCGGGCACCUGCAUGCGCCAGUCUGGUGUUGUCUUACUGUCAGACCCGGCUGGGUGGUCAGCUGUGUGUG
Molecule: messenger RNA, 721 nt
Organism: Clupea harengus (Atlantic herring)
Lineage: Eukaryota; Metazoa; Chordata; Actinopteri; Clupeiformes; Clupeidae
Product: achaete-scute homolog 5
Biological process (GO): developmental process; regulation of transcription by RNA polymerase II
Molecular function (GO): DNA-binding transcription factor activity, RNA polymerase II-specific; protein dimerization activity; RNA polymerase II transcription regulatory region sequence-specific DNA binding
Source: RefSeq, a predicted model, not a curated record